Hibiscus syriacus is the source of this 3798-nucleotide messenger RNA. Its product is annotated as pentatricopeptide repeat-containing protein MRL1, chloroplastic. NCBI's taxonomy places the organism in Eukaryota, Viridiplantae, Streptophyta, Magnoliopsida, Malvales, Malvaceae. The record is from RefSeq and is a predicted model, not a curated record. The transcript is spliced from 20 exons. Bases 53 to 3472 code for a protein of 1139 amino acids. Gene Ontology annotation, molecular function: protein binding.
CAUCGUUCAUUUCGUUACUCGAUAAGCUACUCCUUUCCUUUCUCUCCUUUCAAUGGAUUCCAACGUAAUCUUCUUCUCUUCAAAGUUCCAGACCCCAAAUUUCACACCUUCUUUUCCAUCCCCCUCUUCCACUUCCCGCCCUCUAAUCACCCGACAAUUCCUUGGUUUCACUCACAAUCUCUGGCCUCCCGGGGGGUCUUCUCUCAGGAAGAAACGCAAAAGCUUGGGGUUUAAUCGCCUCCAAUCUCCCCGCUUUCUCGUCAGAGCUUCUAUAGACUCCAAUUUGGUUCUCGUUGUCAUCGGUGUAACCGCGUUAUCUGCUUUAUCUCUUACUAUCUACAAUCAGUUUUUGAGAAAGAGUGCGACUUCAAAAAGGGUAUCUCGUCCGUCACGGUCUGCUAUACCUCAACAACGAGAAGGAAAAGAUGUGGUGAUCCAGACUGCUGACAGUCAGAAUUUGGAAAUGGGUGAUCUUCAAAGGGAAACUUUUACAAAAGAAAAUGGUGGUUUUACUAAAAACAUGAGGGAGGUGAAUGAUGCUUCUGAAAGUAGAGAAGUGCUUUUGCAAGAAACUAGUGUGGUGAACGGUGAUUCUUUGUUGGCUAAGGCAUCUUCUGAAAGUGAAGAGGCGCUUUUGCAAGAAACUACUGUGGUGGAUGGUGAUUCUCUGUUGACUAAGGCAUCGGAGUCAAAUGGUGCUGAUUUCCUGGCAUUUAAUGAUAAUGAUUCUGUUGGUGUUCCUGAAGAAUCUGGAACUACUGAUAUACCUCUUCAACCUACUGUGCAGCUCGAAUCAGGAGCAGGACAGUCACUUGAGUUUGACACAGAAAGGUCUGAACUUCAUUUGGAAGAAGUUGUGAGAGUAAAUGGAUUUGAAGCUGAUUUCCCUAGACUAGCUGUAGAGCCAAAGUCUAGGGCUUCUGCGGCUCUUGCAGAAGAUGUUGUUGUCCUUGUAGGAGGAGGUGAAGCUACUAGAAGUUAUGACAUAUUCAAAGAAUCUGGAAGAGAAGAGCUUCACACUUUUUAUAAGGCUGACCAGUCGGUGGAAAAAUCGUCAACAAACUUGAACGGUUUGACCCUAAAACCAGCGUCUUCUCAUGUUCUCUCUCCACAUACCAAUAGGUUUUCUUCACUGAAACUGAAGCUGAAUGGUGAAGUAAACAGAGGCGUCAGAGAUCAAUUAUCAGCAAAGAAUUCUCUCCAAACAGCAGAAAUGGUAGAAGGAAAAGUAACUCAGCCAUAUUUUCAAGGAGGCUUUUCUCACAAAAGAGAAGACUUCAGAAGACGUAGGGAAUCUCCAAGAGACGUGGAGAAAAAACACUUGAUUCAGGAGAAGGAUACAAAGCUGGGCCAGUUUUCUGUCCCAAAUGGGGAGCUUGCUAAUAACAAGCACCAUCUUGAAGAGCAUUUGAGUUCUUACAACCGUUUACUAAGACAUGGAAGGUUAAGUGACUGUGUAGAUUUGCUUGAAGAUAUGGAACAAGGGGGUUUGCUGGAUAUGGAUAAGGUUUAUCAUGCAAAGUUUUUCAAAAUGUGCAGUAGGCAAAAUGCUGUUAAAGAAGCUUUCCGCUUCACAAAGCUGAUUCCGAAUCCAACCUUGAGUACAUUUAAUAUGCUCAUGUCUGUAUGUGCAUGCUCUAAGGAUUCAGAGGGAGCCUUUCAAGUUUUGCGACUUGUCCAGGAAGCUGGUUUCCAAGCUGAUUGUAAACUUUACACUACAUUAAUAUCUACAUGCGCCAAAAGUGGCAAAGUUGAUACAAUGUUUGAGGUGUUUCAUGAGAUGGUUAAUGCUGGAGUGGAACCUAAUGUUAAUACAUAUGGAGCACUGAUUGAUGGUUGUGCUAGAGCCGGGCAAGUGGCCAAAGCAUUUGGUGCUUAUGGAAUAAUGAGAUCUAAGAAUGUAAAGCCAGACCGGGUUAUAUUCAAUGCACUUAUCACUGCAUGUGGCCAAUCUGGAGCAGUGGAUCGUGCUUUUGAUGUGUUAGCAGAAAUGAUGGCUGAAACACAGCCUAUAGAUCCGGAUCAUGUUACUGUUGGUGCAUUGAUGAAGGCGUGCUCAAAUGCUGGUCAGGUUGAUCGGGUACGAGAAGUAUAUAAGAUGAUACAUAAAUUCAACAUCAGGGGCACUCCCGAAGUUUAUACAAUUGCUGUUAAUUGUUGCGGCGGGACUGGUGAUUGGGAGUUUGCUUGCAGUGUCUAUAAUGACAUGAAAAAGAAAGGUGUGGCUCCUGACGAGGUGUUUAUCAGUGCCUUAGUAGAUGUUGCAGGGCAUGCUGGAAAGCUAGAUGCUGCUUUUGAAUUGGUACAAGAAGCAAGGAAUCUAGGGAUUAAUACUGGGAUUGUGUCAUAUAGUUCAUUAAUGGGAGCCUGCAGCAAUGCUAGAAACUGGGAGAAGGCACUGGAGCUGUAUGAGAAUAUAAAGGCUCUUAAACUGAAGUUAACGGUUUCUACAGUUAAUGCUUUAAUUACUUCCUUGUGUGAAGCAAAUCAGCUGCCUAAGGCCUUGGAAGUUUUGUCAGAGAUGAAGCAAUUCGGAUUGAGUCCAAAUACUAUUACAUACUCAAUACUUUUGGUGGCAAGUGAGAGGAAUGAUGAUCUUGAAGUAGGUCUCAUGCUCCUCUCUAAGGCAAGAGAUGAUGGGAUUGCAACUAACCUCAUCAUGUCCAGAUGCAUAAUUGACAUGUGCUUGCGAAGAUUUAAGAAGGCUUGUACGGUUGGUGAGACUGUUUUGUCUUUUUAUUCAGGACGACCGCAUAUUGAAAACAAAUGGACGUCAGUUGCCUUGACUGUCUACCGUGAAACUAUUAAUGCUGGUACAUUACCUACCAUGGAAGUUGUUUCAAAAAUUUUAGGAUGUUUACAGCUCCCUUGUGAUGAUUCUGUGAGAAGUAGACUUGUUGAGAACCUUGAAGUUACUGCUGAUCCAUCAAAAUACUCUAGCCUUGGUUCACUGAUAGAUGGAUUCGGCGAAUAUGAUCCUCGUGCUUUUUCAGUAAUUGAGGAGGCUGCUUCUUUUGGGAUUGUUCCAUGCGUAUCCUUCAAAGAAAGUCCUAUUGUUGUAGAUGCAAGAGAGAUGCAAAUUAAUACAGCAGAGGUUUAUCUCUUAACCAUCUUGAAAGGUCUCAAGCAUCGGCUUGCUGCUGGUGCAAAAUUACCAAGUAUAUCCGUCUUACUGCCCUUGGAGAAGGCAACAUUAUUGACAUCUAAAGGGGAGAAAUCAAUCGAUCUUGCUGGAAGGAUUGGCCAGGCAAUGGCAUCACUAUUGAGAAGAAUGGGGUUACCAUACCAAGGGAAUGAAUCCUAUGGAAAAAUCAGAAUCAAUGGCCUUGCACUAAGAAGAUGGUUUCGACCAAAGCUUGCUUCUCCAUUCACUGGAAAACCAGGUGAGUGGAAUGCUUCCCGAAUGCGAUUGGGAAAAGGAAUCUCCCAUCAGCAACGCAACAUUCGAACCGGCAAUCUCUCUUUGCAUUAAAGGUCGAAUCUUUGGAACUGAUUACAUGGAAGAAUCAGUUGUCUCUCCAGAAACAAAAGCUGAUGAUUUGUACUUUCACGGCCUUCUUCUACUGACUAGAUUGAUGAGUAGUCGAUGGGAAGAUUAACAAAGAAUUUUUUCCGGUCAUCAUUUUGUAGCUUUUGAGAUUUUGGCUCAAGAACUUGAUGAAGUUAAGAACAUGGAUAAAGAAGCUUGGUAUACAAGAUAUUUAUUUAUUUUCUCUGAAAAUAAUGUAUAGCGUCCCUGUCAGCUUAGACUUAGUGGUUUGUACUCCGUACAAAGGGUUUGCAGCUUCUUUUUUUUAC